AUGGCCGACAGAGGAACCAGCGCUCCCCGCGGCGGCGGGUUUGGCUCUCGUGGUGACCGUGGCGGUGACCGUGGCCGUGGCGGUCGCGGAGGCCGUCGGGGCGGCCGUCGGGGCGGCGGCAAGAAUGACGAGAAGGAGUGGCAGCCUGUUACCAAGCUCGGGCGUCUCGUCAAAGCUGGCAAGAUCAAGAGCAUGGAGGAGAUCUACCUGCACUCUCUCCCGAUCAAGGAAUACCAGAUCGUGGAUUUCUUCCUGCCGAAGCUGAAAGACGAGGUCAUGAAGAUCAAGCCUGUCCAGAAGCAGACCCGUGCCGGCCAGCGCACCCGGUUCAAGGCCAUUGUCAUCAUUGGUGAUUCAGAGGGCCAUGUCGGACUCGGUAUCAAAACCUCUAAGGAGGUGGCAACGGCUAUCCGUGCGGCUAUCAUUAUUGCCAAGCUAAGCGUGAUUCCCGUUCGUCGUGGUUACUGGGGAACCAACCUUGGUCUCCCCCACUCGAUCCCGACAAAGGAGAGCGGAAAGUGCGGUUCCGUCACAGUUCGCCUUAUUCCGGCUCCUCGUGGUACCUCGCUUGUUGCUUCCCCGGCUGUCAAGCGCCUCCUUCAGCUGGCCGGUAUUGAAGACGUGUAUACGUCGUCGUCCGGCUCUACCAAGACUCUUGAGAACACGUUGAAGGCCACCUUCGCAGCUGUUUCGAACACCUACGGCUUCCUGACGCCUAACCUCUGGAAGGAAACUAAGCUGAUCCGCAGUCCCCUCGAGGAGUUUGCAGACACGCUGAGAGACGGCAAGCGCUACUAA
Messenger RNA from Sporothrix brasiliensis 5110, 798 nucleotides. RefSeq names its product small subunit ribosomal protein S2e. The transcript has 3 exons. Gene Ontology annotation, cellular component: cytosolic small ribosomal subunit; ribosome. Gene Ontology annotation, biological process: translation. The record is from RefSeq and is a predicted model, not a curated record. Lineage: Eukaryota; Fungi; Ascomycota; Sordariomycetes; Ophiostomatales; Ophiostomataceae. The coding region runs from base 1 to 798 and encodes 265 amino acids. Gene Ontology annotation, molecular function: RNA binding; structural constituent of ribosome.